GGGGGUCUGGCAGUUGUGUGGCUAUGGCAUUCUCCUAUCUCAGUCACAUUGGCUCACUCUCAGUCUUCGGAUCAGGAAGGACGGAUCACAGAGGCCCGGGAUCUCUACAACCAGAGGGGAGGAUGGUUGCUCCUCUAUUUCUAUAAACCCCUGGUGGACCUUCCAGCCAUACCUAUACAGAUCUUCUCCCAGGAGGAAACAAAGGAUCAAAUCCUGAGAUUCGGAAUAAUGGAGACGAGGUGUCUGAAGGCGGGGGGAGGUGACGCAGCGCAAUGUGAAUUUAAACCGGAUGGGGAAGUUAAAAUCUGUGAUCUGAACCUGAGAGCAACCGGCAAAGAGAACCUGCAGUGUGACAACAUAACCAGGAUUUCAAGGAUGAGACGCCCUGGUAGACGACCCGGAAGACCCCCGGCAUACCCCGCCUUCCAGGUUCUAACAACCCCAUUGGAUCUUUACCGAGCAGAAAAGAGCUGGCCGUCCCUCAAU
Staurois parvus is the source of this 486-nucleotide messenger RNA. The record is from the annotation of a GenBank genome assembly. Lineage: Eukaryota; Metazoa; Chordata; Amphibia; Anura; Ranidae.